AUGGUAUCUAAAAUUGUCCUAGUAACCGGAGCCAAUAACGGCAUCGGCUACGAAACAGUCAAAGCGCUGCUCCAAUCUACCAAAGCAACCUACCAUAUCUUCCUGGGCAGCCGGUCUCUCGAAAAAGGCAACAAAGCACUGGAAGCUCUCAAGGCCGAAGUCCCAGAUACGAAAAGCAGCGUUGACCUUCUUCAGCUUGACCUAACCGACGAUGUAUCUAUCGAGACAGCCUACGAGACAGUGCGCAAGAGCUAUAACCACAUUGAUACCCUCGUGAAUAAUGCCGGCGCCAGCUUCGACGGCGAGCUCCUCGCAGGCCAUGUAUCGCUCCGCGAGUGCUUCACCAAAGCAUACGACGUCAAUGUAGCCGGUACACAUGUCUUGACCUACACAUUCAUACCACUCCUUUUGAAGUCUGCCGAUCCACGAUUAAUUUUCGUAGCGGGUCUGUCCCAUAUCACCCAGGCUGCUGAAUCGUACUUCCCGACACCGCGGUUGCCGGCGGGUUGGCCGAAAAUGGUUGAUUUCGAGACCAUUGGGUAUCGAUGUAGUAAGACGGCAUUGAAUAUCCUGAUGCUGGAUUGGAAUCAUAAGCUCAAGGCGGAUGGGGUGAAGGUCUGGGGUGCUGGACCAGGGUUUCUGGCGACGGGCUUGGGUGGUUUGACUGAGAAGGUUAGGGAGAUGGGUGGUGGACAUCCUAGUAUUGGGGGUGAUUUUAUCAAGGAUGUUGUGGAGGGUGUUAGGGAUAGUGAUGUCGGGAAGGUGGUGGUGAGGAAUGGACUUGCCCCCUGGUGA
Messenger RNA from Aspergillus oryzae RIB40, 795 nucleotides. RefSeq lists its product as uncharacterized. The record is from RefSeq and is a predicted model, not a curated record. The coding region runs from base 1 to 795 and encodes 264 amino acids. NCBI's taxonomy places the organism in Eukaryota, Fungi, Ascomycota, Eurotiomycetes, Eurotiales, Aspergillaceae. The transcript has 2 exons.